AUAAAAGGGGGGUGAUGCAACCCGGGCGAGCGGCAGAGGAGCGGGGAGCCGAGGGAGCUGCUCUCCCGCAGGAGGCGGCGGAGCAGCGCGGACCGCAGCGCGGCGGGGCUGCGGAGCCCCUUCCCUCCUGCCGGGAGAGCGGCGGCCGAGGGAGAAAGCAAAAUGAUGGUCCAACACUCAGGCCAGGUAUCUGCAUUAGAAGUCAGCGCCUCCGCAAUUGUUCCCACUUUGUCCCCUGCAGGGUCACUGGGGUUUGAUGAUUUCACAAAUUUAACCCCCCUGGUGAAGGAGGAACUGAGGUUUGCCAUUCAGAACAAGCGUCAGUUCCACAGGAUGUCUUCCACUUUGGACACAGUGACUGUUUCUGAAAGGCCAGUUGAAACAUCAAUGCUGAAAACAGAGUUUUCUCCUGAAGAGGAUGAAAGAAAAAAGAGAAGAAGGGAGAGGAAUAAAAUUGCUGCGGCGAAGUGCCGAAACAAAAAGAAGGAAAAAACAGAAUGUUUGCAAAAAGAAUCCGAGAAGCUGGAAACCAUCAAUGCAGAGUUGAAAGCCCAGAUUGAGGAGCUGAAGAAUGAGAAGCAGCAUUUGAUAUACAUGCUCAAUCUGCACAGGCCCACGUGUAUAGUCCGUGCACAGAACGGAAGGACACCUGAAGAUGAAAGAAAUCUUUUUAUUCAACAGAUCAAAGAAGGCACAUUACAAGGUUAAGUGAUACGGCAAACGUGGAAAUAUUUAAAAUGUUUUUAACAGCUACCAGAAUCCGUGGGGGAGUCUGAUAUAAUGUGUAGGAUUCUAUUAGUCAAGAGCCUUUAGGAAGGGCAGAUUGCUUUCAUGAGUGGAAAGAAUCAUUUUGGCUUGGCAGUUAUUCUUGCCCUUGGAAGAUCUGGUCUCAAUCAAAUUGAAGAGCCUUCUGCCUCCAAUGUAGGGUUUGCACCUGUCAUACUUGCUGUUCCUAGGAGCUACAGACAACAGCUUCUGAAGUUUUAGCUCUGCUAGUAUACAGUAUCUGCACUCACGAGGUUUGUGCUAGAACACUAUGACUUCCAGCGAUGCACGGGGCACAGACAGCUGUGCUGGAUGGACACUGCUCUUCCUUGCUGCUGGUAGGGAAAGAAGACUGAGUAUUUUUGAAUUUCCAAGAGGAUGGUUUCUGGCAGAAUGUACUGAUGUGUAAUGUUGCAUUCUAACCUAAUACACACACACACACACACACACACACACACAAAAAAAAAAAAAAAAAACAAACAAAAAAACAAAAA
This is a messenger RNA of Onychostruthus taczanowskii (white-rumped snowfinch), 1259 nucleotides long. It is a transcript of the gene ATF3, whose product is annotated as activating transcription factor 3. Gene Ontology annotation, cellular component: nucleus. NCBI's taxonomy places the organism in Eukaryota, Metazoa, Chordata, Aves, Passeriformes, Passeridae. The transcript is spliced from 4 exons. Gene Ontology annotation, biological process: regulation of transcription by RNA polymerase II. The record is from RefSeq and is a predicted model, not a curated record. Bases 163 to 708 code for a protein of 181 amino acids. Gene Ontology annotation, molecular function: DNA-binding transcription factor activity, RNA polymerase II-specific; RNA polymerase II cis-regulatory region sequence-specific DNA binding.